AUGGGGGCUACACAACCAGAAACGUAUGAGAGGUCAUUACACGACUGUAGCUCUUCCCAAUCUGAUCAUGAAAAGAUUUUUGAGGAGUCGGCAUCUCCGAAAGACGACACCGAUGUCGUUCAGCGCACCGUUACAACAGAGUCAAUAAAAUAUCCUCCUAUGAAGAAGAUCAUUCCAAUUAUGCUGUCAUUAUAUAUCGCCAUCUUCCUCGUUGCACUAGACCGUUUAAUUGUCGCAACAGCAACGCCCAAAAUUACAGAUGACUUUCACAGUAUUAACGACAUUGGCUGGUACGGCAGUGCAUACAUGUUAACCUCAUCGGCAUCUCAACUCGUCUACGGCCGAAUCUACACCAUCUACCCCGCGAAAUGGGUUUUCUUGAUUUCAAUCCUGGUUUUCGAAAUUGGUUCCGCUGUCUGCGGUGCAGCCCCUUCAUCAGUCGCCUUGAUCAUCGGUAGAGCAGUAGCUGGUUUAGGAACCGGUGGUAUCGCAGCAGGCCUGGUCCUCAUCAUCGUCUUGACCGUUCCUCUCGAACAACGACCCAUUUUCCAAGGACUCAACGGUGCUGUUUUCGGUAUUGCCUCAGUCCUUGGUCCCAUUCUAGGUGGUGUCUUCACGACAAAUGUUUCCUGGCGCUGGUGUUUCUACAUCAAUCUUCCCUUCGGAGGUCUAGCAAUGAUAGCCAUCUUCUUCCUGCUGGAUGUGCCACCUCCGAAAGCUGGAAAUUUCACCAUGAAAGAGAAGCUUCUCCAACUUGACCCAGUUGGGAAUCUUUUCCUCAUGCCCUCCGUCGUAUGUCUAUUACUUGCUCUGGAAUGGGGCGGUGUUACAUACGCAUGGGGCAGCUGGCGGAUUAUCCUCCUAUUCGUCCUUUUCGGUGUUCUCGCUACCAUAUUCGUUGCUUCGCAAAUUCGGCGCGGAGAGAGAGCGCUUGUCCCACCUCGCAUUUUCAAGCAACGUUCCGUUCUCGCUGGUGUUGCUUGGACCAUGUGUCUCAGUGCUGGUAUGAUGGUUAUGCUCUACUACCUUCCCAUCUGGUUCCAGGCCAUCAAAAACGUCGAUGCCGAGAAAUCGGGUAUCAUGAAUCUGCCUCUCGUCCUGGCCAUGGUGGUAGGGGGAAUCAGUGCAGGUGUGGCAGUUACAAAAUUCGGAUACUACAAUCCAUUCUUGUACGCGGGCGUGGUUCUGCUCUCAGUUGGCGCAGGUUUGAUCUACACAUUCACACCUAUUACAGGACAUUCUAAGUGGAUCGGUUACCAGUUUAUCUACGGAUUGGGUCUCGGAUUCGGUUUCCAACAGGCCAAUGUUGCCGUGCAGACAUGUCUUCCACCUGCAGAUGUCGCAGUUGGAGCCUCACUGCUCAUGUUCUCGCAGCAGCUGAAUGGUGCUGUUUUCCUUGCUAUUGCGCAGACACUAUUCACCAAUUUUCUCAAUGAGAAUCUAGCAAGUGUACCUGGUGUCGAUGCUGCGAAGAUUAUCGCGGCUGGAGCUACUACAUUGCGAGAAUAUGUUCCUGAAUCGAAGUUAGAUGCUGUCUUGGAUGGAUACAGUGAUGCUAUUACGAGAACAGUUAUUCUUGCGAUCACUAUGUCGUGCUUGGCUUUGUUUCCGGCUUUCUUCUUCGAAUGGAAGAGCGUCAAGAAGGAUGCGAAUAAGAAAAAGCAAGAACAGGUUAUCGAGAAUCAGGCCUGA
This is a messenger RNA of Penicillium angulare, 1692 nucleotides long. RefSeq names its product MDR family MFS transporter. Bases 1 to 1692 code for a protein of 563 amino acids. NCBI's taxonomy places the organism in Eukaryota, Fungi, Ascomycota, Eurotiomycetes, Eurotiales, Aspergillaceae. Gene Ontology annotation, molecular function: transmembrane transporter activity. The transcript is spliced from 2 exons. Gene Ontology annotation, biological process: transmembrane transport. The record is from RefSeq and is a predicted model, not a curated record.